Messenger RNA from Coregonus clupeaformis (lake whitefish), 1845 nucleotides. RefSeq names its product nedd8 activating enzyme E1 subunit 1 (gene nae1). NCBI's taxonomy places the organism in Eukaryota, Metazoa, Chordata, Actinopteri, Salmoniformes, Salmonidae. Gene Ontology annotation, cellular component: cytoplasm; nucleus. The record is from RefSeq and is a predicted model, not a curated record. Gene Ontology annotation, molecular function: ubiquitin activating enzyme activity; NEDD8 activating enzyme activity. Gene Ontology annotation, biological process: ubiquitin-dependent protein catabolic process; DNA damage response; protein ubiquitination. Bases 72 to 1667 code for a protein of 531 amino acids. The transcript has 20 exons.
CACUUGUCUCUCUAUCGAAUCAGCGAAUUGAGCUAUCAAAUUAACCGGUGGGAUUCUUCUCCAAGCGGAUCAUGGCAGCUACUAAAGAGCAGAAAUACGAUAGACAAUUGAGAUUGUGGGGAGACCAUGGCCAAGAACAACUUGAAAAUGCACACGUAUGCCUGAUCAACUCCACAGCAUCUGGGACUGAAAUAUUGAAGAACCUUGUGCUUCCAGGCAUUGGAGCAUUCACUAUUGUCGAUGGACACAAAGUCUCCGGGGAAGACGUCGGAAAUAACUUUUUUCUUAGCAACAACAGCAUAGGAGGGAAUCGAGCCCAGGCUGCCACAGAGCUGCUACAGGAGCUGAACACUGAUGUAUCUGGCAACUUUGUGGAGGAGAGCCCAGACAAGCUCUUGGACAACGACCCUGAGUUCUUCCACCGAUUUACCCUGGUGAUUGGUGUCCAGCUGCCAGAAAUCACGUGUUUGAGACUGGGGUCAGUGUUGUGGAAUGCAAACGUACCUUUCCUGGUGUGUAGAACGUAUGGCCUCGUCGGUUACAUGAGGCUAGUAGUGAAGGAGCACACAGUGAUUGAGUCUCAUCCAGACAAUGCCUUGGAGGACCUGAGGCUUGACCAACCUUUUGCAGAGCUCAAGAACCACAUCCAGUCCUACGACUUGGAGGGAAUGGGGAAGAAGGAUCACGGUCAUACACCAUGGAUCAUCAUCGUUGCCAAAUACCUAGAAAAGUGGUUCAGUGAGCACAAUUUUCAGUUACCGAAGAACUACAAAGAGAAGGAGGCCUUCAAACAGCUUAUUCGGCAAGGAAUCCUGAAGAAUGAGAAGGGAACUCCUGAGGAUGAGGAGAACUUUGAGGAGGCCAUCAAGAAUGUCAACACAGCCCUCAACCCCACCAAGGUGAUUUCGAGUGGGGUUGACGACAUCUUCAAUGGAGAGCAAUGCAAUGACAUUACAUCACAGACUCCAGCCUUCUGGGUGAUGACGCGAGCAGUGAGGGAGUUUGUGCAAAACGAAGGUGGCGGAAACCUUCCUGUGCGUGGCUCCAUUCCAGACAUGAUUGCGGACUCAGAGAAAUUCAUCAACCUCCAGAAUGUUUAUAGAGAGAAGGCAAUGCAAGAUGCAUCCGUCGUGUCUAAGCAUGUAGAGUCUCUCCUGCAGUCUGUUGGAAAGCCUUCAGAGAGCAUAUCUGAGCAGGACAUCAAACUAUUCUGUAAGAACGCUGCCUUCCUGAGGGUGGUGCGCUGCAGGUCUCUGGCUGAAGAAUACAGCGUGGAGGCGGUCAAUAAAGAUGAGAUCACCUCCUGCAUGGACAGUGCAGAUGGGGAGAUGGUGCUGUACCUUAUGUUGCGCUCUGUGGACCGUUUUUAUCAGCAGCACUCCCGCUACCCAGGCGUCUACAAUUACCAAGUAGAAGAAGACAUUAGCAAGUUGAAGCUGUGUGUGAACAGCCUUCUGCAGGAGUACAGCCUCAACGUCAAUGUGAAAGAUGACUACAUCCACGAGUUCUGUCGCUAUGGUGCUGCUGAGCCACACACAGUGGCAUCCUUUUUGGGAGGAUCUGCUGCACAAGAGGCCAUCAAAAUCAUCACUCGUCAGUUUGUUCCCUUCAACAACACGUUCAUCUACAAUGCCAUGUCCCAGACAACUGCCACGUUUCAGCUGUAGAAGAAGCUAUUUUCCUCCUUAAUGACAUGCACUUAACCCCUCUGUAAAAUAUAUGAAUGGAAAGUUGCAGCGUAGUAGCAGUGAUAACUGAAAGUUUGUGUAGAUGGAACACUGUUCAUACUGUAUGUUUCCACGUAUUAUUUUGUUGUGGCUGAAUGAAGUUAAAGGAAGUUCUGAA